This is a messenger RNA of Xyrauchen texanus (razorback sucker), 2997 nucleotides long. It is a transcript of the gene tcerg1l, whose product is annotated as transcription elongation regulator 1 like. Gene Ontology annotation, molecular function: RNA polymerase binding; transcription coregulator activity. Gene Ontology annotation, cellular component: nucleus. NCBI's taxonomy places the organism in Eukaryota, Metazoa, Chordata, Actinopteri, Cypriniformes, Catostomidae. The record is from RefSeq and is a predicted model, not a curated record. The coding region runs from base 502 to 2247 and encodes 581 amino acids. The transcript has 14 exons.
CACGUAUAGGCACAAGUAUCCAAAAAGCACGAGAAAUUAGUGGAUUAUAAUGCGAUGGGUGAUGAUUAUGAGAUGCUUUAGGAGGGGCGUUACUUCACUGCGGGGAGACUGAAGGAUCGUCGGCUUGACACCGAGCAGAUCUACCCAAAAUUCCCAUGGAGCUUUUGUGAGAGAGAUGGAGAACCCGCCAGUGUGAUAUCGCGCACAUGGGAAGUGCGAUUCACGGUGCGUGAGCGUAACGCACACACGGAGUUCUGCGUACUCUCCGCGCUUUGGGACACAUCGGACACCUUUUUACUGGAUAUUCUCCAAAAUCUUCAUCUGUAGCUGUACUUUUAUUUUUAAUCAUCUGUUUUAUGUUGCACUAUUUAUUUACAUCCAAACAAAACACCAUAUGAACACCAAAUUAUGUUGAACUAACGGGACAUUGGAACACAUUUUAGUGUCCACUCCACAGACAGCUUCCACAGUCUCCAUCCAUCCGAAUAAGAUGCAGCAGGGAUGAUCCCGGUCCAGCGCGUCAAAUCUCAGCCUCAGCUGUGGCACAUCAGCGCGGAAGCUCCUCCGUGGCUUUGGAUGAUCCCGUCCACCUCGGGACUGUGCCGCGUUGCUUCUGCGCCUCCAGUGCUCAUCUCCUGUCGCCCUCCUCCGGUGAUUCAAGCGGUCUCGGGAUGGCAUAUGUCUUGCGAUCCGUUUCUGCCUGUAAUGCGCGCGGCUGUUGCUGCGGAACCCGCGAGCAUCAGUCAGUUCAGUCUGCCUAGUGUUCAGUGGGAGUUGCCAUCCAGGCCUCAUAUGAUGGGUUUCCAGCCCUCUGCAAGUGUGGACCUGCUACCAGUGUUUCCUCAUGUAUACCGGAGAGUUCUGCCUCCACACUAUGGCAAGCGCUGGGUGGAAAAACGUGUGCCAGAUUACAAGCUAUAUCUAAACAACGCUUUAGCCCUUGAGAGCACCUGGAUCAGUCCAGAGGAAAUGGGAAUUUUCCAACGUCAAGAAAAGCCACUGCUGAGGACAAAUCAAACAGCAUUGAGCAUAUGUAGGCCAGCUGCAGCCUCCAGGAAUAUCCACACACUGCUUUUGACACCCAGGCGAAUUUCAGGCUGUCCCUUGUCCAUCAAGCGAGUAGGAAGUUCUAAAAGGAUUGCACUGGCAGCAGCAGCUAUGAUGGCGAUGGAGUCUGACGUGACACAGGGACCAUCUGUCUCCUCCGCUCACCCUCUCCACCUGCUCUCACUCUCACCCUUCAAAAUCCCAUUUCUGACGGUACCUCACACAGGAACACGGAGCACCUGGGAGGGUUUUCUUGGGCCUGUACUGCCCUCUCAGGUAAAAUCACUGUCUGCUCCUGGAGUGACCCUGCUUACUGGAAAUUGGAGGGAGCGAAGACCAGCAGAUAAGAUACUGGAAAUAAAGAAGCCGUCCUGCAGAGAUGCUUUACAGAUCCACUCAAAUCCAAACCCAGAGGCUAAAGCUGAGGAUGAGCCAUUUAAAAUUAACAUUGAUGAGGAGAUCUCUCCCAAAGACAAGCGACCGGUCGCAUCAACGCCUAUACCUGGGUCACCAUGGUGUGUAGUGUGGACAGGAGAUGACAGGGUCUUCUUCUUCAAUCCCAGCAUACAUCUAUCAGUAUGGGAAAAACCAGUAGAUCUGAGAGACCGUGGAGACCUCAACAGAAUUAUUGAAGAUCCACCACACAAACGCAAGAAAGACUCUUCAGAUGAUGAAGAUGAUGAUGAGGAUCAUAAUUCAAAGACCAAACGCAACAAGCUGGAGCACCCUGAGUGUGAUGAAUUGAGCGAAGGAAAUAACGGAGCAUCUCAUCAGAUGGUUUUACCACUAGAGCUCCGGAUCGGCCACUUCAGAGACAUGCUUCUGGAAAGAGGGGUGUCGGCAUUCUCUACCUGGGAGAAAGAAUUACACAAAAUUGUAUUUGAUCCACGUUACCUGCUGCUGAGUCCAGAAGAACGUAAACAGAUUUUUGAUCAAUUUGUCAAAGCGAGAAUGAAAGAGGAGUACAAAGAGAAAAAGUGCAAACUCCAGCAUGCAAAAGAAGAAUACAGAAAACUGCUAGAGGAGUCAAAAAUCACAUCCAAGUCAACGUUUAAAGAGUUUUCUGAAAAAUGUGGGAAAGAUCCACGAUUCAAACAAGUUCUGAAGAGGAAAGACCAGGAGCUGUUUUUUACCCAGUUCAUCAUCACAUUGAAAAAACGGGACAAAGAAAACAGAAUGCGGCUGAGAAAGAUGAGAUGAGGGUUUGUGGACAGGGAAAUUAACUGUAUAGAGCUGUGAACUGAUUCCCUGGGACUGUUCAUCACAUGGUCAGGAACAUUGCAUACAAUGAUAACAUAUGUCCAUACGUCUGACCAAUCCACAAAUGAUUGUCUUCUUUGAUGUUUGCUUUUCAGUGACUGAUUUUUAUACCAGCUCAAUCGGUUUCAAUAAAAGUGACGCAUUUACAGGUCAGCGGUUUGUUAAUGAACUCUCUAUAUUGAAAUAUGUUUCAUAUUGAAGCUCUUUCUUCAGUUUGAGUUUAACAAGGUGUCUGAAUUGCAAUGCUGAACAUGAAUACAGAGUUUGACUGAAUAGAAGUACACAAAACUAUUUAAAGCCAUUGACUUGUGCACACAGGAAGAAAUAGAUUUUUUAAUAAUGGUUAAUAAAUGUUGAUUUGCCUGGUGCUGUGACUUAAAAGUGACUGUAGAUGUGAAACCAUUUAGUCUAAUGAGUAUGUAUGAGUAAUGAGUAAGACCGAUACUCCAUUGCAUCUGUGAGAAUGAAUAAGUGGUGUAGUGUAGUUAUUUUAAUUUUAUUUAUUUCAAAUGUUGUCAAACUGUUUGUUGUAAUUAAAUUUGACAUGAUAUUGUAAAAUUAAUAUGAUUAGUUUGACAAUUAUUCACAAAGUUGUACAUAUAUUUUUAGUAAAAAUGCAGAGUGAGUUGAUUCAGUUUACUGUAUCAAAAGAUGGCAAAUUUAGUUGGAAGAGGACUGUUUAGAUGUUUG